GUGCCGACUGUGAGCGAGGCGCUGGUGAGCACCAACUGCACGCGCGGUGGCGGCGCUGGCCGCGGGCUGAGCCGUGGUACACUGAUUGGUGUUAUUGCGGUGUGCACAGUGGUGGGUUUAGCCUUUUUGUCUGUGUUGUUGUGGGUGACGUGGUUUUGCUGCUGCCGUCAGCCGUUGGCCGCUGCUGAGUGGAAGGCUGGGAAGGGUCAGCAGCUCGUGGGCUUCCCAGAAAUCGGUGACGGCGACGAUGUUGUGGGCUACAUUGUGAGUCGCCGUCACCCGCUGAUGUACUACCCGUCUUCGAGCGCCCGUUUGGGACGUUCGGUGAGCGCGUCGCUCGGCUACGCUUCCCUCAGUGGAUCCGGCGAAGGUGGUGUGGUGGAGGAAAGGGAGGAUGAGGGCCGUGAUCAGGUUGCGCUUCAGGAGGCGCGAGCGCGCUACAACGUACGACUGUCCUUUGCUGAGGGGCUGCAGCUGCUCGAGCUGGCAGAAAAGAACGCUGCUGCGGACGCUGCUGGCAUGAACACGACGUGCGCCAGCUGGGACCUAUGUCUGCACGGCGUCGCACAGGCGGAGCGCAGAGCCGUGGAGAGCAUCCUGACCGAGGACGGGCCGACGAUGCUAGAAGCGGAUCUCCCAGCAGAGGGUGCGGGCCCGCGCUACGCCGGCCCUAACGACCUCGAGGACGCCGCCUUCGAGGUACCUGAAGAGCGCGAAAUUGACUUGACUGCAGAUGCGAAUAUGUCGAUGGAGACGGACCCCGUCACGGGCGAGCGCCACAAAGUGCGCAGCCUGUCCAUCGAAAGCGCGCCGCGGCGCUGCCUCUCACCACUGGAGAGCUGCAUGGAAAACGACGACUUGGAGGUGCAGGGGGAGGAGAUAGAUGGGUGCACCGUCGUCGUGCUGAGUGAGCAGGUGCCGCCGCGGCAGGACCGCGACGACGACGAGGAGCCGCCACGACGACUUGCUGUGCGGCGCUUUAUAAAUCCGACGUCGUCUCAGUCACACUGUGGUGUUUCGAUGCCCCUUAGCGGCAGCGGCAGCUACGGACGUAGCCCUACCGGCACAGGACGCGACGACCGAAAGGAGCAGCCACACCACGACCCACUUGCAUUGGCGGCGGCGACGCCACAGGUGCGGGCAGCAUCUAAGGACCUCCCAAACUACAUCCUGUCGCUGCCGGAUGGAGAGGACAAUAGUUCAGCAGACCUACGAACCAACACCGCGCACGGAGUCGAUGACACCGCCACUGCCGAGUCCUCCAUCUUCCCUCGUUCCCCGAUUGCCCAUGCUGAGGCGAAUGACAUAUCAGAGGAGGCGCUGCCUAUGGGCGUUGUACGUUUCUCGUCUCCUGGGGCCAUCACUGGCAAUGUCGACAGCGAUGAAAGCGAAGAUGACCUGCUUAGCUUCACGACGACGCAGCGCUUCUACGACGAGAAGCGCUUCUUGCUGGAGCAGGAGGACGGCCGGCGCCAGCGUCUGUGCAACUGGGAGGGGGAGGAGCUGGCACAGCUGGCACAGGAUGAGCUGAAUGGCUACAUGGCGCUCUCCUCGUCUGCCGCGGUUGGCGGUGGUACUGUCAACGCAUCCUCUGAUCACUCGAAGAACAACGAUACCGAGUACCAUGCCGGCGGUGGCACGGGGAAGUAUCGCCACGGCAAGGGUACGGCAGAGGAUGAGUGGGUGUGCCACCCCCCCCGUGCGCCAGCGAGGCUGCCGGCUCUGCCCCCGGCACCGCGCCCUCAAACGUUGCAGAGCGGCUAUACUACUGCGUAG
Molecule: messenger RNA, 1776 nt
Organism: Leishmania braziliensis MHOM/BR/75/M2904
Lineage: Eukaryota; Euglenozoa; Kinetoplastea; Trypanosomatida; Trypanosomatidae
Exons: 1
Source: RefSeq, a predicted model, not a curated record